This is a messenger RNA of Meloidogyne enterolobii, 1554 nucleotides long. Lineage: Eukaryota; Metazoa; Nematoda; Chromadorea; Rhabditida; Meloidogynidae. The record is from the annotation of a GenBank genome assembly.
UCUCUUAUUUUUGGGAUUUUUUUUACAAAAAUUGAAAGAAACGAAAAAAAUUCUGGGUAGUAACUGGUUUGUGGACAAAAGUCAUUUGCGGAUAAUCGUUUUUUCCGGAGUCAGAUCCGGAUUCUAUAUUUCUCCUAUAGUAGAGCCGAACAGAGUCGAACACAUCAGGCAGGAUUUUCUGGAUUAAUCUUGUCUGGACAAAUCACUAAAUCUGAAAAUAUCCUGAUUAGGAACUUGGAUUCUAGAAAAUCCAAAUAUUUUCUAUCCUUUAAUUUCUCAAAAGUCUUCAAAAUCCAUUUGAAAAAGAAUUCUUGGAAAAUAAAAAAAAUUCUUUUUUUUUUCAGUUUUUACGCAGAAGAAAAAACUUUGGCAGCCCCAAAAUCAAUGAAACAAUCAGGCCCUACUUCUGGAGGAUUAGCAACACAUGCACCAUCAUUAGCAAGUGGAGGGGCAGCAAAAUUUUAUGGAAGGGAUUUGCGGGAAUAUGAUGACAAGGAUAUUGAAGGGCUUUUGUCUAAUUUGUCAAUGGAGGAAUUGGAGGAUUUAAAUAAUGAUUUUGAUCCUGAUAAUUCUCUAUUACCACCCUCUCAGCGUUGUCGUAAUCAGACCGAUAAAGAACCAACAGGCCCCUAUCAAAGAGAUAAAUUAUUAAAAUAUUUGGAAGACAAGGCCAAAACUGAAAAAGAUUGGGAAGAAGUUGUGCCAUUUUCUCCAGGAAUUAAAAGAGGCAAAAUUUUUGAACCUAAAGACGAUGAAGAAAGGGAAAAUAAAAUUGGUAUAAAGGGGGAAAUGCAAAUGCCAAUAGAAUUGGAUAUUGAUGAUGACGAUGAUGAAUAUGAUGGAAAUGAUGAUGUUUUGAUUGAAAAAGCUCUUAAAAAUGCCCCAGAAGGGGAUUUGGUUGAUUUGGCUGGAAUUUUGGGAAUGCACAAUGUAUUAAAUCAACCACAAUAUUAUAAUGCUUUGAAAGGAAGAGGGCAAAAUGAAGAAACUGGAUUUUCGUUUAAUGGUGUUAUAAAAGCAUUUCAACCACGUCCAGUCCCAGAUGAACCUGAAAAUGAAACUGAUGUCGAGGAUUGUAUUAGAAGGCUAGAGCAAAGCGAUACGUCUUUAAAUGAAAUAAAUAUAAAUAAUAUGAAAAGAAUUUCAAAAGAAAGAAUUAGACAAAUGAUUAGAGCGGCGACGAAAUCUAAAAAUUUACAAAAAUUGUCGUUGGCUAAUACUGCUAUUUCCGAUCAAGAAGCUAGGCCUCUUUUGGAAUUAAUAGAAAGGACAGAUUCUCUAAAAAUUCUCAACAUCGAGUCGAACUAUAUUAGUCCAGAAAUGAUUGCCAAAUUACUGAGGGCAACAUUAACAACCCAAUCCCUCGUUGAAUUUCAUGCUGAAAAUCAAAGACAAUCAGUUCUUGGAAAUCAAAUAGAAAUGGAUAUAAUGUUAAGUGUUGAAGAUAAUGAUUCUCUUUUACGAGUUGGCGUUUCUCUUCAAUCUAUGGAGGCAAGAAAUCGUGUUGGUGAAGCCCUUGAAAGGAAUUAUGAACGACGUAUAUUUUUUUGUUAA